UUAUGUAAAUCUUUUAUUUUUUUAUUUUGUUUAAAACGAUUAAUAGUAUAAUUUACUGUUACAAAUGGUUUCUCUCAAAACAAACAAAGCCUAAUAGGAAACGUGUCGGUGUUUUGUGUCCGGCGAACUUUCACCUACCUUUCACCUACCUUUCCAUACGACGCGACCUUAUUUCAACCCUCUCUUAGUACUACCUUCAACACUUCUUUUUAUCUCAGCCUACUCCUCUGCCAUCUCUCUCGCACUCUCAACUUCGCAAUGGCUUCAGGCACCAACGAGAUAGCCCAUGAUUUCCCGCCGUUCUUCAAAGCAUACAAAGAUGGCCGCAUAGAGAGGUACAGCUCCCACGAUCACGCCCCCGCCGGCCUAGACCCGAACACCGGCAUUCAAUGUAAAGACGUGGUGAUCUCGCCCGAGACCGGUUUGUCGGCCCGAAUCUUCAUCCCUAAAAUCAACCGCCCAGAUCAAAAGUUUCCGCUACUCGUCCACUACCACGGCGGAGGCUUCUGCAUCGGAUCACCGUUCGAUACGAUUACUCACAAAUUCAUCACGUCCUUCAUUCUCCAAGCCAACGUGAUAGUUGUUUCCGUCGACUACAGGCUAGCCCCAGAGCACCCUCUACCAAUCGCAUACGAUGACUCGUGGGCCGCGCUGCAGUGGAUCGCUGCGCAUUCAAACGCGCAAGGACCCGAACCGUGGCUGAACGAGUAUGCGGAUUUCGGGCGCGUUUUCUUGACGGGUGAGAGUGCAGGAGCCAACAUCAGCCACCACGUGGCAGUCCGAGCUGGUGCCGCCGGAUUGGCUGGCCUGAAGAUCAUCGGGGUGCUCAUAGUGCACCCGUUCUUUGGAGGCAAAGAUCGUGAUGACAUGUACAAGUUUCUGUCCUCCACAAGUUCCGGUUGUAGUGACGACACGAAACUGAACCCGGCCGUAGAUCCAGAUCUAUCAAAGAUGGGGUGCGCCAAGGUCCUGGUGUGCGUGGCAGAGAAGGACUGGCUGAAAGAUAGGGGCGUUACCUACGCGGAGACUUUAAGAAAGAGUGGUUGGGGUGGAGGUGUGGAAUUGAUAGAAAGCAAAGGAGAGGACCAUUGCUUUCACUUGUUCAAUGCUGAGAGUGAAGAAGCUGCGCAACUGAUGAAAAAGUUAGGUGAUUUUGUUGCAGGGAAGUAGUCGUAGUCGUAGUAGUAGGGUGUUGGGAAGGAGAUGAUAAAUUGCUAAAUGUUAAAGAAUAAAAGGUUUUUUUUUUUUUUUUUUUUAAUUCUGCAUGCUAUCUACUCAUGUUCUGGAUUUGUUACUAAUUACAGUACUAAAAUGGUUUCUUCCUUUCA
Molecule: messenger RNA, 1328 nt
Organism: Juglans microcarpa x Juglans regia
Lineage: Eukaryota; Viridiplantae; Streptophyta; Magnoliopsida; Fagales; Juglandaceae
Product: probable carboxylesterase 5
Exons: 1
Coding region: 259-1170 (303 amino acids)
Molecular function (GO): hydrolase activity
Source: RefSeq, a predicted model, not a curated record